AUGGCCUCUACUUCUAACCAGUCCGUUUACCGGGCCACCACCACCGCCCCUGUUAACAUUGCGGUCAUCAAGUACUGGGGCAAGCGUGAUGUUACUCUCAACCUCCCCACCAACUCGUCACUCUCCGUCACUCUCUCGCAGCGCUCUCUUCGCACCCUGACCACCGCUUCUUGCUCUGCCAAAUACCCCGCUGAGGAUACCCUGAACCUCAAUGGCAAGCCCCAGGAGAUUCAGUCCUCCAAGCGUACUCUCGCCUGUAUCUCCAACCUCCGUGCCCUCCGAAAGUCCCUCGAGGAUGGCGAUGCUUCCCUCCCCAAGCUUUCGACUCUGCCUCUCCGCAUUGUCUCCGAGAACAACUUCCCCACCGCUGCUGGUCUUGCCAGCUCUGCUGCCGGCUUCGCUGCCCUUGUCCGGGCCGUCGCUGAUCUCUACUCGCUUCCUCAGUCUGCGCGUGAGCUGAGCCGCAUUGCGCGACAGGGUUCGGGCUCUGCCUGUCGGUCCUUGAUGGGUGGCUAUGUCGCGUGGCGCACUGGUGAGCUCGCUGACGGCAGUGACAGCCUGGCCGAGGAGGUCGCCCCCGCCUCUCACUGGCCUGAGAUGCGGGCUCUGAUCCUCGUUGUCAGCGCCGAGAAGAAGGACGUCCCCAGCACUGAGGGCAUGCAGACUACCGUUCACACCUCCGACCUCUUCGACCACCGUGCCAAGAACGUUGUCCCCGAGCGUAUGACCGCCAUUGAGGCUGCCAUCCAGGCUCGUGACUUCCCUAAGUUCGCCGAGAUUACUAUGCGCGAUUCCAACACUUUCCACGCCACCUGCCUUGACUCGUGGCCUCCUAUCUUCUACAUGAACGAUGUCUCCCGUGCUGCCGUUCGCCUUGUGCACGACAUUAACAACGCUGUUGGCCGCACUGUUGCUGCCUACACUUUCGAUGCAGGCCCUAACGCCGUCAUUUACUACGAGGAAAAGGACGAGGAGCUCGUUGCCGGCACCGUCAAGUCUAUCAUCGGUGCCAGCGCCACUGGCUGGGAGGGCCCCUUCUAUGAGAAGCUGGCCAACGUUGGCCCUGGUGUCUCUCUGGACCAAAUCGACUCUCGCGUCGUGUCUGGCCUGAAGGAUGGCGUUAGCCGUGUUAUCUUGACCGGUGUCGGAGAGGGCCCCGUCAGUGUUGAGGAUCACCUUGUGACCGAGACUGGCGAGAUGGUCAACAACUAG
This is a messenger RNA of Penicillium manginii, 1212 nucleotides long. RefSeq names its product diphosphomevalonate decarboxylase MVD1 (gene mvd1). Gene Ontology annotation, biological process: isoprenoid biosynthetic process; isopentenyl diphosphate biosynthetic process, mevalonate pathway. The coding region runs from base 1 to 1212 and encodes 403 amino acids. NCBI's taxonomy places the organism in Eukaryota, Fungi, Ascomycota, Eurotiomycetes, Eurotiales, Aspergillaceae. Gene Ontology annotation, molecular function: diphosphomevalonate decarboxylase activity; ATP binding. The record is from RefSeq and is a predicted model, not a curated record. Gene Ontology annotation, cellular component: cytosol. The transcript is spliced from 2 exons.